AGAGAGAGAGAGAGAGAGAGGGAGAGAGAGAAGUUGAGGAAGAGUGGAGGAGUUAGUCUGGUGCGCGUGCAGCCCUGAGAUGCUCCAGUGAGUGCGAGCUGAAAAGAGAAAAGAACAGUAAACAUGGUGAAGAACGUUCACUGUGAGGUGCAGCACGGCGUCGGAGGAGGUUUGGAGAGAGAGACGGUUCAAACUGGGGCUCAAAACACCACAGAUGAGGGUAAGGAUGAUAAGGAGGGUCCGGCCCCUGGGGUCCUGUGGAGAGUCACCGGCGGGCUGUACAGCGCCACCAAGGGCGUUGUCGGGGCAACGGUGGGCGGCGUGGCCUGGCUGGGCGGGAAAGGCCUGGAAAUGACCAAAUCGGCCGUGACUUCGGCACCCUCAGUGGGCGUCGGCCUGGUGAAGGGCGGAGUCUCGGCUGUGACAGGGGGCGUGGCCUCCGUGAGCUCAACCGUGGCCAGCAAAGUUACAGGGAAGAGGAAGGACAAAGCGGAGUGAGGAAGACGACGACGACGAUGAUGAUGAUGAUGAUGAUGAUAAAGAUGAUAAAGACCAUGGAGAAGGACAGUGCGCCCCUGAGCCGUCAGCACAGCAAUCUGUAUUUUCUGGAUUGACACAGAUUAUUUUACCGUCAGGGUUGAAACAAACUUCGUUUCUCAGUUUUCUUUCCUCUUUUUAUCUUUACCGCCUUUUUUGAAACUGUUUAAAAGCCGCUGUUACUGCAAACGCAGUGGUGCUGGGUUAGCUGAGGCGCUAACAGCGCUAAGACAGUCAUACUGAAAGGAAUAGCUUGAGCAAACAUGCUAACGUUGCCUCCAGUUAGCACAGUGUUCUUUGCGUGACGCUAACGCUAAUCAGCGGCUGUUCGUGUUCGUUCAAUGUUAGCAAUGCUCUGAACUGCAUUUUUGAGCUGCUUUGGGUUUCUGAACAUAUAAAUUGGGACCACAGGUGACUUUUACCGUCACUGAAAGGCAAUAAUCAUUAAGUCUUUGUCAUUUGGAGCAGGACUGGAUUCUGAGUGACUGUAGAAUCGCUAAAUGCUAGUUAUUCUCCUCUUUUCGUUUCUGCUAUGUUAUCAAUGUUUUAGCGGUUUCAGUUUCCAGCGUUUCGUGGUUCAGGGUGUGUCUCUGUGUUAUUAAUGUUAAUUCUGCUUUUCCAAACACAACAGGACGAUGAAAGUUGGUAGCGAAUAUUGUGGAAACAUUUUAUAAGUAUGUUUUAUUUUACUAAUGCAGACAAUUUCAUAGUUUAGUUUUGUUCCUGAAUCCAGAUUUUACUGUUUCUACACAGAAAAUAGAACAUAUUUAUUUUAUGAAAGUCCCGUUUGUCCAGUCGAUCCAAAGACAUUUCUUAUUUCUCCGUUAGCCUUUUAGCUUUUGUAUGUGGACGUUUUCUAUGUAAUUUCUGCAGUACAAUGCAAAGUGCCAGGUUUUCCACCACGCGCGUGUGUUUGUGUUCUCUUUGCUGGGAUGUUCCAGACUGAAAUAUCUUUAUAUAAAAUAAAGCCAUAUGGAACUUGAAA
This is a messenger RNA of Colossoma macropomum (tambaqui), 1522 nucleotides long. RefSeq lists its product as uncharacterized. The transcript has 3 exons. NCBI's taxonomy places the organism in Eukaryota, Metazoa, Chordata, Actinopteri, Characiformes, Serrasalmidae. The coding region runs from base 124 to 498 and encodes 124 amino acids. The record is from RefSeq and is a predicted model, not a curated record.